Messenger RNA from Prunus dulcis (almond), 792 nucleotides. RefSeq names its product MADS-box transcription factor 23-like. Gene Ontology annotation, cellular component: nucleus. Lineage: Eukaryota; Viridiplantae; Streptophyta; Magnoliopsida; Rosales; Rosaceae. The record is from RefSeq and is a predicted model, not a curated record. The transcript has 8 exons. The coding region runs from base 61 to 792 and encodes 243 amino acids. Gene Ontology annotation, biological process: positive regulation of transcription by RNA polymerase II. Gene Ontology annotation, molecular function: RNA polymerase II cis-regulatory region sequence-specific DNA binding; DNA-binding transcription factor activity, RNA polymerase II-specific; protein dimerization activity.
GAAACCUCGGUUUGUCUCCAUUACUUAAAAGCUUUCUUCUUUGAGCACCAAGUGUGAUCGAUGGGAAGGGGUAAGAUUGUGAUAAGGAGGAUUGACAAUUCGACAAGCCGCCAAGUGACGUUUUCGAAGCGGAGGAACGGGCUGCUGAAGAAGGCCAAGGAGCUGGCGAUCUUAUGCGACGCGGAGGUCGGAGUUAUGAUCUUCUCCAGCACCGGCAAGCUCUAUGAUUUUGCAAGCACCAGCAUAAAAUCAGUAAUUGAACGAUACAACAAAGCGAAAGAGGAGCACCAUCAAUUUGGAAAUCCAACUUCUGAGAUUAAGUUAUGGCAAAGGGAGGCAGCAAUGUUGAGGCAACAACUUCAAAACUUGCAGGAAAACCAUAGGCAAAUGAUGGGCGAAGAGCUUUCUGGCCUCAGUGUUAAAGAUUUACAGAAUCUGGAGAACCAAUUGGAAAUGAGUCUUCGGGGUGUCCGAAUGAAAAAGGAUCAACUUUUAAUGGAUGAAAUACAAGAACUAAACAGAAAGGGGAACCUCAUUCACCAAGAAAAUGUCGAGCUGUAUAAGAAGGUAUAUGGAACAAGGGAUGUAACUGGAGCAAAUAGAAAUCCCCUUCUGACAAAUGGUCUAGGUAUUGGAGAGGACUCACAUGGACCUGUCCAACUCCAGCUUAGCCAGCCACAGCAGCAAAACUGCGAGACAACAGCAAGAGCUACAAAGCUGGGGUAUACCUCCCUUCCUAAAACUCCAUCAUCCAUUAUGAUUACCAUUUUUAAUUUGCCAAAUGUUGAUUAA